CUCAGAAGGCCUCUAAGGACAUGGCACUCUAUUCUACUAAAGCUCUGCAUAAAGCUGGAAGGUGGUUUGAUGGCGGCUGGGCUCUUGUGCAGAAGCAGACGUGGGGCAGCAAAGCAGCUGUGGAAGGCAGAGGCAGAGUGAGGGUCCCGCCACCCGGGGUCCGUGCGGUGCCCGGGCUGGUGCGUGCCCCGCUGCUCCGGGGCAUCGCCUCCAGCCCCGUGCCGUGCCCGCUGCUGGGGUGACAGCUCCCGGCGAGCCCGGGGCCGGGACCGCAGGUGGGACGCGGCUCCGGAGGGAGGUGGGCGGCUCCGGGGGUGGCGGCAGGACCCGGCUGUCAUUCAGCGCGCGGCGAAAGUGACAGGGGGGCGGGGCGGCCCCGCGCCGAGCGCGUAUUUAACUUGGGCGGCAGCGGCGGCGCGGCAGAGCGCGGCGGGCGGGAGGCGGCGGCGGUCGGGACACCGUGACAUCGGGCGACACCGAGCCGAGCCGGGCUGCACCGCACCGCGCCGAGCCGAACAGGAAGCAUAGGGCACGGAGCGGCGCCGCGCCUGGAUGCGCUGAGCGCGGUGGGGACGACCGGGUCCCCAGAGCAGCGGCAGCAGCAGCGGCACCAGCAUGGGUCGCCGGGGCUGCUGAGCUACGGCCGAGCCCGACCCUGCCCGUCCCCGCCGAGGAGCCGUCAGGGAAUCGGGACGCGCCGCCUCGCCGGUGCCGGGGACACCCUCCUGCCUUCCAGCCCCGUCUCGCCGAGGAUGCCCCGGGGGCCCGCGGGCCGCCCCCGCUGCUCGCCAUGAGGAGGAGCCCGGCCGGGCCGCGGGCGCUGCCGCCGCCGCCCGCCGCCGCCUGAGCCCAUUGCCCCGGCCGUGCCCCGGCAGUGCCCGCGCAGGGGCCGCCCGAGCGCCCCGGCGCCGUGACCCUCCUCCCGCCCCCUCGCCCGGCGCGCCCGGCUAUAAAGGAGGGUUUUAUUCUCGGGCUCCGGUCUCACGCCAAACCCUGUCACACCGUCUAGACGAGCUGUCGUGGGGCUCGGCCCAGCUGUCACCAUGGCGAUGGAGACGAGUCCGCUGUGAAUUUUGGGGGGGAGCGAGCGAGCGAGAGCGGCGGCGGCGGCAGAGGAGGAGGAGGAGGAAGGCUCGGCCGCCGCCGUGCCCUGCCCUCCCCCGCGGGGGAGGCUCGGACCCCCCGGCGCUGCCGACCGCGGCUGGAGCCGGCCCGGCGGGGAGCCCCGGGAGCCAGCGGCCGCGGGCGCGGGGCGAGCCUCAGAUGCGGCUGUCACACAACCCCGGCCGGGCUAUUUAAAGUAACGGGCCCCGUCGGACACUGGUGUCUCUGCCUAUUUAUGAGCCCCCGGGAGCCGCCGGGCGCCGCCGGGCAGCGCUAGGAGCCGAGGCCGCCGGGAGCAGCGCCGGGGCCCGCCCGGAGCAUGACGGCGAUCCGGGCGCUGCUGCUCUGCCUCUGCCUGGGGUUGCCGGCGGGCGGGCAGCCCUUCCUGCGCCUGCGACCCUCGCCCAGCGACAACCUGCCCGUCAAGGACAUCGUGGAGCACCCGGACCCCGAGUACGACCCCAAGGAGCAGGACCUGGACGAGAGGACGCUGAGGAAGAAGCUGGGCAGCCAUUUCGACCCUGGCUUCAUGGCCGUGGCCGUGCCGGGGCCGGCCAACGCCUCGGGCGCCGCGGCGGCGGCGGGGCGGGGGCGGGCGGCGCUGCCGGCCGAGCUGCGGCGGCUGGAGCUGGGGCCGCCCCGGGGCCCGCGCCUGCGGCUGGGCAAGAAGGCGCGGCGGAAGGUGCUGCAGUGGCUCUGGGCGCACACCCACUGCCCCGUCUUCUACGCCUGGAAGGACCUGGGGGUGCGUUUCUGGCCGCGCUACAUCAAGGAGGGCAACUGCCUGGCCGAGAAGUCCUGCUCGCUGCCUGAGGGCAUGUUCUGCAAGCCCGUCAAGUCGGUCACCAAGACCUUCCUGCGCUGGCACUGCCAGGGCUGGUCCAGUCAGAAGUACUGCACCUGGAUCCCCGUGCAGUACCCGCUCAUCUCCGAGUGCAAGUGCUCCUGCUAAGCCUCCCCGGCCCCUUGCACUGCCGCCCUCCUCCUCCGGAUCACUUUAGCGGGCUGGGGGGGAGGUUUUUCGGGUGGGAUUUUUUUUUUUCUUUGGGGGGUGGGGUGGGGUUUUUUUGGGAUAGUUUUUUUGGAGGUGGGGUUUUUUCCCACCCCCCAGAGCGAAGUGGGAGAAGGUGAACCGCUUUGGAGGUUUUUUUGGUUUUGUUUUUUUGGGGAGGGGGGGGGCUUGUUCGUUUUUGUUGUUGUUGUUUGAUUUUUUUGUUGUUAAUUUUUUUUUCACUUGGACUUCUUUUAAUAUUAUUUUAUUCAAAAGGGGGGAAAGUAAACCCAGGAACUGCAGGGCAGGCCAAAGGCACAGUAAAGCACUACAAUCAGAUGUCUAUUUUUAUACGUAUAUAGCCUUCUAACAAAAGGAAAAUUUAAAAAAAAAAAAAAAAAAAAAAAAAAACUUAAAAAAAUGAAAAAAACCUACCAGCCGUGUAAAUAGAGAGAUUUUAAAGGAAAAGGGGGGGAAAUCGCAGCUGGUUUUUUUAUUAUUAUUAUAAUUAUUAUUGUUAUUAUUAUUAUUUUAAAGACAUAGGACCACAUUUUAAACCCAUCCCCACAGAACCCAAGCACUUCCCUGCCGAAGGGAAGGGCAGAAAUUUCUUGUAAAAAUGUUUUUAUCAAAAGGAGAAAAGGGGCGGAGGGUGCAAAAAAAGAAAAACAAGAACCGCAGCAUCCCCGAAUGGUUGUUUCUCUGUGCUGUAUUUUUUUUUAUCUUCUUCAGACCUUGUCACUGAUGUUUGAACUAAUUUGCCAAGCUCUCUAGUGGUUUUUUUAAAGUGUAUAACAAUUAAUUAAGAAGGAAAUUUUAAAGAAAAGUACAAAUCUAUGAAAGAGUGGAAUUGAUUUUUGUGUGGGAAUACAUAUAGUCGUGUAGAGAUGUUAAAGGAAAUUUUCUGUGUACAGUUUAUUUAUUUUUAAUGUUUGUGUAUAGGAAAAAAAAAAGCUAGAGAUUAUGCCAGAAACUAUUGGAAAUGUUUACUUGAAUAUUCCUUUAAAAACAUAUCAAUGUAAAUAUGAGCUAUCACUGAUCAAACAUUUUUAGCAAUAAACUCUAUCUUUGAAGAAAAACCCCAUGCUGCACUCCAGCUCUCUGGGAGACCAGCAGAAAUUCGGAUUCUUACUCGGAGCAGGUGCUGAGUAAAGGGCUUUGCCUGGGCCACGCUGGUGUAAAUCACGAGAUGCCCCAGAAGUCGGGACAGCUCCUCCGGUUUCUGUCUCUCCGGGAUUCCGCUCUGGGAUUUCUUUGCGUGUAUAAGUAUAACCUGUUGGGGAGAGAGAAAAACACCGACGGGAGAGAAAUGUCUCGUACCGCAUAAAAGAGCUGCGAUGUCCCGGACUGGAGGUGUCACCUGAAGUCCUUGGGAGAUUCCGCGCUCUGCGCUCUUGGAUUCGGCUCUCCCGCUGGCAGAGGAAGCAGUCGAGGUUACUGCCCCGGCCAUCAAAGCGCCUGACACAACUUGGCAGCCCCGCGUGUGUCGGAACAAAUGUUUUUUCCUCGGCUGCCGCUACUAGCAGAGGAGGGAAGGAUGGAGAGGAGCCCUGCGCCCCGACCUGCUGCCGCGACGGAGCCGCGGGCCCGGCCUGUGUGCCCGCUGGGUGCGUGCGGGGCUCAGCAGAGCCCGCCAGGGCGCGCGGGGCCCUCGGCUCGGGCGCUGGUGCCAGGCCGAUCCCCGCGCUCCCACCGCAGCUCACGGAGCCAGGGCCAGGCAGAAACGGGACGGCUCCACCCGGGCGGGCUCCGACAGCGAGCAGGGAGGAGCCCGGCACCGGAGAGCGAGGGCACUGGCAGUGUGAGCCCGCUGCCGACGGACAUCUGUCUGUCUGUCUGUCGGUCGGUCGGUCAAAGGGCUUGGAGCACAGCCCUGACAGGCUGCCAGGCCAUUCCCCUGUGUGUUCUGCGUGGGCUGCUGGUGCUGUAGGGGAAGGUCUGGCCAUUCCCACUGGUGAAUGAAACCUGUCUGAACCGUGACGGAAACGUGCCCGGUAUCCCUGAGGAACAAAUCCCUGCUGCCAAAGGCCCUGGCCAGUGAGAUGUUCUCCCCCAAGGCAGCUGUGGAGCUGCAAGGAGACCCUCCCCCCCUCCAGCUUAGCAUGCAGCACAGGAGAGCAGCAUUACACCAAGCCUAUGGGAAAGCACCAGGACCCUCCAAGGGGUCUGGCUUGUAUCCCUCCAUCAUUGUCUGAGGGAACUGAGGUCCAGCAAGUCCCGUGAAGCAGGCCUGUAGAGCCUGGAGGUCACAGAUUGAAGCUGAAACAGGGAGAGAGUUGUUGAGAUGGGUGUGAUGGGGACAAGGCAAGAUGGACAGCGACAUCCCAUAGCCCACAUCCCUGCAGAGCCCUGCAGCCAUCCCCUCAUCCCUGUUUGAGGAGGCAGGUUGGCCUUUCCACGCAUUUGUCAGUGAGGGAUCGGGAAAGGGGGAGAUGCAGAGGGCAGGGUGAAAAUGAGACUUCAGCAAAGACAAUGUGCAAAACAUCAGGGGCAUUUCAGAGAGAAAGGGGAAAGCUCAUUUUGCAAGAGGAACAACAUCUGUGGUGUGGGGGCCGAACAUCUGUAGGAGGGAGCAUGGGGGGAAGGCAUUCUGGGAAAAUAUUUCUGACAUAAUCCCAACAGUAUCUGGUGUGUUGGGAUUUGGUUACAAAUGGCCCUCUAACGUCUUUGUGCGUUUUGUUCUGCUGGUUCCAGGGGCACACAGAGACCCCUGCUUUGUGCUAACCUGGGAAAUAAACCAUUCGCUGGGC
Molecule: messenger RNA, 4845 nt
Organism: Passer domesticus (house sparrow)
Lineage: Eukaryota; Metazoa; Chordata; Aves; Passeriformes; Passeridae
Product: noggin-2-like
Exons: 1
Coding region: 1424-2056 (210 amino acids)
Biological process (GO): osteoblast differentiation; dorsal/ventral pattern formation; negative regulation of BMP signaling pathway
Source: RefSeq, a predicted model, not a curated record